CGCGAUCCUCAUUGCGUGUGUCAUCAGUUCAAUCUCAGAUGUGGGUCAGCCAUGCUGCUCAAGAUAAGAUUCAUAUGUCUUCCCAUCAUGUGCUUGCCUUUGACGUGCUUCUCCAUGCAAGGUGCUCGGCGUGUCAAAGUUUAAUGCCCCAACUUCGCAAUCCCUACCCCGCAUUGGCUUUGACAUCACUUAACCCCGCAGUUGUCACUCUAGCCUCUCAGGAGAAUAAUUUUUUCUGGUGGUCUCUUAUUGCAUGUGCAUGAUGGGGGACAUGCAGUGGCAGUAUUUAAAGAGUCGUGAACAGAGUGUCUUCAGCUUAACGAUCCCACCCUUCCACUAGAAAUCUCAUUAAACAUGUGUCACCGUCAGGUUCAGUGCGCCAGACACGGUUGUGGCCACGAAGAGCCCAUCGGGGACGCGAAGGUGGAUUGUCAAUCCUCUCAAUGUCGAUACAGCGCUGCACAUCCACGAGGCUGUCCAAUUUGCUCUAGCACAUGUACUCAAUGCAUGGGUAGAGCCCAAACUAUUGUCGUCCGAAAUGGAAAUCCGAUGUGUUCCCAUUGUGCUAGACAGAACGCAUAAAAGAUCGGACCUGCUGUGCUGUCACAGCUACCAAAUGGGCCUUGACCCCGCCAUGCAUGCCGAUCACAGCUUGCUGUCCAAUCACUUUGUACUCGCAGUCCGAUCUUGGAUUGAUAUUCGCAACUACCAUUAUUGUUGAUUGAGUUAUAAGCAUUAGGCCCAUCCACUUAGGUCAAGGGCAUUUCUCGUACUUGUACUUACUUAUACUUAGUCUUCCAGUUACUGAGGACCAGCCAGCCGUGUGGUCAUCAAUACUCAAAUUGAGAUGUCUUCUUUCACUUCCC
Suillus discolor is the source of this 866-nucleotide messenger RNA. RefSeq lists its product as uncharacterized. Lineage: Eukaryota; Fungi; Basidiomycota; Agaricomycetes; Boletales; Suillaceae. The transcript is spliced from 4 exons. Bases 355 to 582 code for a protein of 75 amino acids. The record is from RefSeq and is a predicted model, not a curated record.